Ilex paraguariensis (yerba mate) is the source of this 665-nucleotide messenger RNA. NCBI's taxonomy places the organism in Eukaryota, Viridiplantae, Streptophyta, Magnoliopsida, Aquifoliales, Aquifoliaceae. The record is from the annotation of a GenBank genome assembly.
UGUACAUAGAAGAGUAAGACGUUAAGCCCUGCGCUUAUAUACCUACGUACCAAGAAAAGAGUCUUGUGAGAUACUUGUUUGUAAUCAUUCACUGAUAGAAUAGAGUGAUUGUUUUGCACUAUAUCUUCUUUUGGAUAUCAUAGUUAGGAGUGAGAAAGAAAGCAUGGGUGCUCUGGAUCAUCUAUCUAAUAUCUUUGAUUGCUCAAGUGGCCGAAGUUCCAAGCUCAGGAAACGCAAGCAAUUGCAGACGGUGGAGAUAAAGGUGAAGAUAGACUGUGAAGGAUGCGAGAGAAAGGUGAGAAGAGCUGUGGAAGGAAUGAAAGGAGUGAACUCAGUAGAAGUGGAGCCCAAGCAAAGCAAGCUCACUGUCGUUGGAUAUGUGGACCCUCAAAAAGUUGUGAGCCGUGUGGCUCAUCGGACGGGCAAGAAGGUGGAGCUGUGGCCUUACGUUCCAUACGACGUCGUAGCACAUCCCUACGCACCUGGUGUGUACGAUAGGAAGGCCCCAGCUGGGUACGUGCGAUAUGCUGAGGACCCACAGGUUUCUCAGCUUGCACGUGCGAGUUCCACCGAGGUACGGUACACCACUGCCUUCAGUGAUGAAAACCCCGCUGCUUGUGUUGUAAUGUGAUCAUAAGCAUUACUGUUCUAUUAUUAUGCUGCUU